Sesamum indicum (sesame) is the source of this 2062-nucleotide messenger RNA. RefSeq names its product glucan endo-1,3-beta-glucosidase 12. The record is from RefSeq and is a predicted model, not a curated record. Lineage: Eukaryota; Viridiplantae; Streptophyta; Magnoliopsida; Lamiales; Pedaliaceae. Gene Ontology annotation, molecular function: hydrolase activity, hydrolyzing O-glycosyl compounds. Gene Ontology annotation, biological process: carbohydrate metabolic process.
UCCAAAUUACAUCAAAUGUUAAUUCCUUUUACGCAUGAUUUCACUAUAUGUAGUUAUUACCGGCCCACUAACUCCACUACUUCACCACAAACACUCUAAAAUUCAGCAUCUAUAUAAACACAAUCUAACUCACCUAUUACCAUUCAAGAAUCUCUCAUCCUAACUACUCCUUCUCUAGUGCAAAUGGAAAUUCUUCACAUACACUUUCUCUCCGUUUUCCUCUUCCUUUUCUCUUCUAUUUGUAUCCAAUCCGUUUUCUCCGACUCCGGCAGCAUAGGAAUCAACUACGGCCGCGUUGCGGACAAUCUACCCUCUCCGCCGCAAGUGGUGCAGCUCCUCAAAACUCAGGGUAUCACCAAAGUCAAGCUCUACGACACUGAUUCCACCGUCCUCAACGCAUUUUCAGGCUCCGGCAUCUCCGUCACCGUCGCUCUCCCCAACGAGCAGCUCUCGGCAGCAGCCGCCGCCAACACAUCAUUCACGGACUCGUGGGUCCAGUCCAACAUCCUCCCUUACCACCCCAACACCAAGAUCGAAGCCAUUGCCGUAGGGAAUGAAGUGUUCGUCGACCCGAAGAACACCACGCCGUUCCUCGUUCCCGCCAUGAAAAACGUCUACGCUUCACUCGUCAAGUACGGCGUCGCUUCAUCCAUCAAAAUCUCAUCCCCGGUGGCCCUCAGCGCCCUCCAAUCAUCUUACCCGUCCUCCUCCGGUUCUUUCAAGCCUGACCUGAUCGAACCGGUGAUCAAACCAAUGCUGAACUUCCUAAAGGAAACCGGCUCGUACCUGAUGGUGAAUGCCUACCCAUUUUUCGCGUAUUCUGCCAACACGGACACCAUCUCAUUGGACUACGCUUUGUUCCGUAAUAACUCCGGCAGCAAAGACGCCAACAACGGGCUUCUUUACAAAAGCUUAUUCGAAGCCCAAAUCGACGCCGUUUAUGCAGCAAUGGCCGCCUUAGGUUUCAACGACGUUAAAAUGGUGGUCACUGAAACCGGAUGGCCGUCAAAGGGCGACGAAAACGAGGUCGGUUCAAGCGCAGAGAAUGCGGCUGCAUACAACGGGAACCUGGUGCGCAGAGUGCUAACUGGGGGUGGGACCCCUCUGCGGCCCGACGAACCUCUCAACGUCUAUCUAUUCGCCCUUUUCAAUGAAAACCAAAAGCCCGGGCCCACUUCCGAGAGAAACUACGGGCUUUUCUACCCAAAUCAGCAGAAAGUGUACGAAAUUCCGCUCACGGUGGAGGGUCUCAAGGGUGCGUCGCCCACCAUGGACGAGACGGAGGUGAUGGCGCAACCGCCGAGAAAACUGGGGCAAACGUGGUGCGUGGCGAGCGAGAAAGCUGGGGAAGAGAAACUGCAGAAGGGGAUAGAGUAUGCUUGUGGAGAGGGAGGGGCUGACUGCCGUGCGAUUCAGCCGGGUGGGACAUGUUACAACCCGAGCACGCUGCACUUCCACGCAUCGUACGCAUUCAACAGCUUUUAUCAGAAGAACUUCCGGCAGAGUGGGGCCUGUGAUUUCGGCGGCGCCGCCUACGUAGUCACCCACCCUCCCAGGCUGGGGAGCUGCGAGUUUCCGACGGGGAACUAAAUUAACAGGACAUUGCUGAAAGAAAUUAGGAAAGUUGUGGGGUUGGAGGGCAGAAGGAUUUGGUAGGGCAGGCAGGCAUGAUUCUUGCAGCAGUUGGAUUCCUGAACUUAGUCGUCAUGACUUUGUUAAUGCAGAAACAUAAUAAUAGUAGAGCAUAGUAUGAUCAUGAAAUGAGGGGGGGGGGUGUUGAGAAUGCUACAUCCUUGAAGUCUCCAGUACCUGCUGUUUCCUCUGUUGCUGCUACUGCUGCCUUUGUUGAUACAGAACUCAGCAAAGAAGAUGAUGAUGAAGUUGCUGAUUCCUCUCUGUUCGAUGCCGGGUAGAAGCGUGUCAUUCAUUACACGCUUCUUCUAAUUUUGUGUUGUAUUUGUUGUGUGGCAUACACGUCAUUUAUUUUGUGGAUGAUUGGUCCACGUCAUAGCUGAGUCAGUUAGAUAGUUGUAGACGGUUAUGAGUCAGUUGAAGUCUCUGU